ACGGCUGUGGUUCUGUCAGCUGCACGAGACGCGCGGCAUCUUGUCCCAGAUAUGAAAGCUGUCAUUUAACGUUAGCGGUUGACCUCGGUUCUGUUCACAGCCACGUUUCACCUGCCGAACACCGGAGAACCGGAGCCCAGUGCUACUUUUUAAACAGCGGUGUCAGAGUGCCGUCACAGCUGUGUAUGUGUGUGAGCCUCCCCGGCGGCUGGCGCCCUUUGUGACUCUCUAAAGUGAAUGGCCCAAGCACAGAGAGAUGAGCUGGGCUGAGGAGGACUGGACAGUGGGCCUGUCUGGACGGGUUCUGCAAAAAGUGAAGGAGCUGCAGGUCCAUCAGGAGCGACUGUCCAGAGAAAACAAGCAGAAACAACUGCAACUGGACAAUAUCAACACUAGCCUUGAAAAGCAAACUGUGAAGUAUGAGGAGGUGCGUGGGGAGCUGCAUUCUGUACAGAGAGAUCUCCAGAGCGUUCGGGAGGAGGCCAAGGCGGCCGUGACCGGCAGGGAGCGUCUGACCCAGGAGCUUCAGACCAAGCAGGCCCAAGUGUGUUCUUUGGAGGGCCAGUUAGAUGCUGCUCGUACCCUCGGCAACAAGCUCACCCAGGAAAUCAAACGACUGGAGGCUGAGCUGGAGAAGCUGCAGAACAGCAGCAGACCAGCAGAUAUAACUGUGUUUUCUACACCCUGUUGGAAUACAACCUCGCCCUGGGAAAACAAUGGGAGCAGACAGGAAGAGAGGUCUGGGCAGCGAGAUGAAGGACAGAGCCGGGCGAAUGUCCGACAGCGACUCCAGUUCUCGGACAUGCCCACACCUUCAUCGCCACGACAACAACAGAAGAGCACACCACACCGCCAUCCAUCUGACCAAUCGGACAUCUUCUCCACUCCCUCGGCUGCAUUUCCAUGGGAACGGGACGAAUCGAGACCAGCAGCCAGGAGACGACUUCCGCCUUCUCCCCAGACACCCUACGCUGAUGUCACAAAUCAAGGCCUGUCAGAGCAGGGGGGUUGUGGGAAGGAGAAGGAUCUCAAGACAGAGACAGACAUAUCCUUAUCAGAAAUGCGGCGUCGUAUCUCUGCUCUGGAGGACGAGCUGUCUGCGAAGGCCAGCACAUUGAAGAGCAUUCAGAGUGAAAUGGUGCAAAGUAAAAAGGAGCUCACUGCCAAAGAGCUCAACCUUCAGAAAAUCCGUGAUGAACUCAGCCUGGCACACACCCGAAUGGCCCAGGACAGUGAACGGGCAUCAGGAGCUGAGCAGAGGCUGAAGCAGCUACAAGAGGAGCUCAAGUGUCAGAGGCAAAAUGCUGAAAGCAGCCGACUGCAGCACCAGCAGCGCACUAAGGAGCUGGAGAAGCAACAUCAAAGGGAUUUGACAGAGCUUCAGAAAGAGAGGCAGUGUCUGGAGAGGCAGCAUCAGCAGGAGGUGAAUAAGCUCAAUCAGGAGCUCCAGCAGGCUAGGACACUCCACAAUGCCCUGCAGGCCCAGGCUGACAAGCUGUCUCUACAGAAGCAAGCAUUGGACAAAGAGCUGGACACCACAAAAGAGAAGCUGAAGUGGACAGAGGGACAACUGAAGGAGAGCCAGAAGAAAGAGACACAAACGCAAGCCAGACUGACGGAAGCGGUGCGUGAGGCGGAGGGUGUGGCAGUGAGUCUGGAGCAGAGCCGGAAGAGGGAACGAGCUCUGGAGGAGGAGGGGAAGAGAGUGGCGGAGGAACUAGCUGACGCCCUGCGUCUCAUCAAAGAACUGCAGGAGCAAAAAUCUGUUCCAGCACCCCCUCUGCAGAGUGUCCAAUUUUGCCCUGUUGGACAGAGUUUCUCACCUCAGUCUUCCUUUUCUCAUCACCCUCGACCGUCAGCCCACUCCAAGAGGCCUGCUUCUACCCGACCUGAGCAGAGGAGGGAAGAGGAUGUAGAUGCGAGAAGAGCAGAAACUACAGCAUCUUACCCGUCUGACAGAGAACCAGGCGAAGGAAUUGAUUCUGAACACAUUACUGACCUUACCUCCUCAGACUCUGAGUGUUUGCAAAGAGCAGGACACAGAAGACAAAGUAAUGAAGAGGACAACAGGAGAAGAAAUGAGUUAAUGGACUGUGAUAUGUCUGGGACAAGCAAGAGCUGUUCCACUCACUCUGCCGUCAGUGCGCCAAUCAACUCGUCUGUGGAUAGUGAUAAAAUGAUUGAUCCUGAACGCUCAAUUCUGGCACAAAGUUCAGUGCUUUCUGCUGAAAAAACGUAUUCCCUAAAAUCCGAGCAGCUCAUUGCCUCUGAAGACCUAAAGAGAGAGAAUGCCAUGCUGUGCUCAGAGAUCCAAGAUGUACGUGACGAACUCCAGAAACGACUUGAAGACCUUGAAACUCAGCGACGGGCCGAGGCAGAAGCCAGGACCCGCCUCAAACAGUUGAGCCGGAAACACAGCAGUCAAACUGUGGAGAGAGAGGAGAAAGACAAGGAAUGGAAGGCACAGCUGGACAGUGAAAAGGCUGAGACAGAAAGGCUGAGGAGGACCAUAGGUGCUUUGGAGGCAGAGAUGAAGAGAGUAAAGGAGGAAAGAGACAAGAAGAAGAGAGAGGAGCAGGAGGAGGAGAAAAACCAAGCACAGGAAGACAGAGAGAGUGAAAUGAUAGAACUAAAUAUUCAGCUGAAGAAGCAGCUAGCAGAGGUGAAAUGCCAGCUGGCUUUAGAACGAGAGGAAAGAAAAAGAGAGGAAGAGGAGAGGAACCAAAUAACAGAUACAGACAGUGAUGUGAAGAUGGUGCUGAGUUUAAAACUGGCAGAACUUCAAGCUGAAGUAGAAAAACUAAAACGCAGAGGGAAGGAAGACUCACAAGAAGAGGAGAGACUCUCAGCUGCCAACAGCCCGCUGACGUACCUGACUCUCCAUGAUGAUGAGCUCAACUCCAACAUUGUUUCCUGUGAUGGCAAACUCCUCCCUUCACCAGAGCAGCACCUCCUCUUCUGCCAGUCCACCAACCAACGCAACAUGCUUGUGUCUCGGGCAACAGCAGACAUCAUCCAAGAAAAGCGAACAGUGAUGGAUGCUGAGCAUUCACUUCUGUCAGAUGAAGUUCAAGAAGUGGCCUCUGACCCAGCAAACAGUAAACCAAACUAUCUUGGAGGGUCUUCCCCCUCCAAUCUCCAGAAGGAGGACCUUGCUGCCUCCAAUCUUGCCAAAGAGGUGGAACAUCUACAGAAGGAAAAGCAAAAGGAAACAGAACGUGCUAACCAGUGCCAAAUAAAACUGGAGGCCCUGCAGAACCAGGUUACACUUCAGACCAAGCAGCUAACUAUGGCCUUUGAGAAGCAGAGUCAGCAUAUCUCAGGCCUUUUAGCCGAGUUGCAAGAGAAGGAGAGCGCCCUCCUCAGCCAGGCAGAAGAACUGCUGCAAUGUAAGCAAGAGCUUGAUGUACUGAAAACGGAAAAAGAAGAAGAGAUAAAGACGACGGCCAAAGACGUGGAGAACGAGAGACAAAGACAACAACAGCAAGAUGAAAAGUUGGUGGAGAUCUCAGAGAUCCACCUGAAACAGGAAAAGGAGUAUCCCAUCACCCACCACACUGCAGACUCACUGGCAGAUGAUGACUUGAAUUUACAGAAAGAUGCAAGUCAGCCAAAGACUAAUACACGUAUCGCUGAAACAGCAACAUCUAGUAGCUGUGAAGAAGACAAUGAAGCAGGAUGUUCAGGAGAGCUGCAUGUAGACUCUGGAGGCUCCAACGAGACUCAGAGUAACCAUGACUCUGCUUGUGUGAAGGCAGAUAAUCAGAGCCGUCAAAAUGGAGGAAGGGCAGACCUGGUUGCAGAACUACUUGCUCUCCAACAGGAGAAUCAGCUGCUGAAACAAAGACUGGAGGAUUUGACCAUUUCAGACUCCAGAAGCCCAACCUUGCAGACCGAUUGUGAAAACAGAGAAGCCCCAUACAAGCAAAGCCAAGACAGAGGAGAUGCUGCUAUGUCCUGCUUGAUGGAGCAGAAGACGCAUAAUGUGCCGAGCGACGUCAUAACUGAGGAACUGCAGUCAUUACAGGAGAAUGUGAAGAGGAGUGAAGAUGAAGGACAAGAUCUAGAAAGAGAAGACAGAACCACACAAGCUGAAGAAGAUUUAGACGAAGUGUCUCAGGCCCACAUCAACCACCUACAGCAACAGGUGGAGGCGCUGCAGAUGCAGGUAAGAGCUCUCACCGAGGAGACCCAGCAGAAGGCUGAGGAACUUGCAGUUUGGAGACUGACCUCCCAACCAGCCCCGACAUUUGACCAAUUCCUUCAAAGCACAGACGCCCAGAGUGAAACACAAAAACGGACGACCCAGAACCAGGCUCAAACUGUCCAGGAACCCUCGCUGGGUACUCAGAGGAACCAGGGUAGCAUCACAGUCAUCAGAGAAGAUGAGUUGUUCCUCAACUGCUCCUCCAACAAACUACAAGCCCGCACGUUAUUCUCCAGACUUCAGAACAGCAAUGUUGUGGAACCAAACCCUCUCCAUCCCUCUAAAAAGACUGCAGCAUUUCAGGAAUACAGUCAGGACACUGCCAAGACUGAUCAGGAAUCUGAAAAAGAAAACCAAGAGAUAAACUUCCUACAAUGGUCAGAUGCAUGUCCAACGCAACACAAACUGAAGAGAGACACUGAACUCAUCCAAAUUUCAUCGGACAAAAUGGCUCAACAGCACAUAGCCAAAGAUCCCCACAAGGUCUCAGGACCACAUCUGACCAACACUGGAAAACCUGAAACCAAGACAAAUCCUUCUAGAGAAGCCAGUGAAAUAAACACUAGCAGUAAUUUUCCAGACAGAGGUGUCAAGUUGGAAAUGAAAAAUGUCAGCAGUCAAACAGAGGAGAGCUUGUGUCCUCGUGUAACAGUAUGUGCAAACACACAGACUGAGGAGGAGGAAGAGAAUGAAGAAGAGUUGGUGGACUCCCCUCCUGUCUCUCCUGUCCCAAAAGCUGAAGGGACGGCGGCAGAAGACAAAAUGUUAUUUUCAGGUUCUUUCCCCAUCCCGGCUGACCCGGCCCGGCUGGCUGAAAGAAUCCGCCGUAACCGGACACAGUUGUCAGCUGCCUUUGAUGACACGGAGUAUGAACCUUAUGGCCUGCCAGAAGUCGUCAUGAAAGGUUUUGCUGAUAUCCCCAGCGGUCCGUCAUGUCCCUACAUUGUGAGACGAGGUUUGUUAGGCACAACUGUUGUACCCGCCGCUCCCAGAGACACUGGAGAUGAGGAGGAUGAGACGGAUUAAAACACAGCAACAGUCUGCAGAUCUGAUGGGAAAACCUGAUCAUGGUGGUUUAUUGAUGAACCUGAGUGAUGGACAACAGCAGCUUCAGAGACUCGAAGCCCUUCAGACUUUGACACAAACACAGAACCAGUUUAAAAAGCUACAAUCAGCCAUGGACUGCUGUACACGUGUGUGCAGGUAACUGGGCCUGCACUGACAGAAUAAACACUCUACUGUGGAUCCAAAAUGUUUAAAUGGCCACUAGUUUACCCUCAAAUUACUGUGUGGAGACUUGCCCAUCACAAUGCUGCCACUUUUCACCCACCUGUAUAUUUAUGUACAAGAGGUGGUGAUUUAGUGAUGCUUGUUGAUGUUUCUUGAACUACUUUUCCAAAGGGAUUGUUUAGUUUUUUUGAAACUCAGAAGUAACUUAUGCCUAGCCUCAGCUUACUUCGAAUGAAACAGUGCCUGGUUGAUGUUUUUCUGAACAAGCACUUGUCAAGAUAAGUUUGACUUGUUUUCCUAAAGGGUGAAGCCAAGAGAGGCCUGUUGUGAGAACAUGAUAUAUAUUUUCAUUUUUUAGCUUCUUGAGGUGACUUAUUUAUGGACACUUGAAUGUGUUUUAGUUGAGGGACGUUUACAAAAAAGUGUGAAAGCAUAGUGAGUGUGUGUGAAACAAUAGCUGUGAAUAUGAACAUGUGUGUCGUCAUCUUGAUGUUACUGUUUGUAUAUGUGUGUGGGAGAGAGUGAAGUGAGCACAUGUCUAUGACUCAGUCUAACCUGCAUUGGUUUCCGCUCCAUGUAUGGUGAUGCACUCUGUGCUCCCGUUCUCCUCCCUCUCCUGCUUUGCUUCUCAGUCCUACACUAACAAGCUCUCAGUGGUUAGUUUUACAACAAAUUCACCAAAAACUAAACAUGUGAAGCUUUAUUUUGUUAGAAUGCAGAUAACCCGAGGGGAUAUCAGAAAUAAUUUAUUUUACUGAUGAAAUAGUUUCUUUGUUUGUUUGUUUUGGGUUUUUCUUUGCACAUAUGCUACUGUGCCAUAGCCCACAUUCCCACAUUUCUACGCACUGUAGAUUUAGCAGAUAAGUUUAAAAUGGAUGUUCAGUUUGUUGAUUGUCCUGCAGCAACAGAUCUCACCACUCUGCUUACAUAUAGUCAGUUAAAGGAUAAGUUCACAUUUUCCCAACUUAAAACCAUAUUCACAUGCCCUUGUGUGCUUCAAAAGAGUUACUGGUUGUUGAGUUCCCUUUCAAAAGUAAUUUCAGUGUAAAUAGUGAAGAGCUAAAUCCACAGUCUUUGAUCUUCAGUUCAGCAGACGCUAAUGUGACACUUGAAACAUCUGAGUUAAGGCUUGGUUACAUCAGAAAGUGGAACCACGUAUUUAAUCUUUGCGUCUCUCUGGAGUAUUUGUGAUAUAGCAGCUUUACUUGCAGGGCUAGUUGGUGAAACGACCUGUCAGUCACUGCAGCUCCUGGAGAUUUUCUGUUUUAUGUCUCUUCUAUUCUGUUCACCCUCUUGGCAUUUAAUUCAUCAACAGUUACUGAGGAGGGAAAAUGAAGCUCUUACUUUGGGGGUUGGCUGAUUUUGUGUUUUCCAGGCCCAAUACAGAACUGAUUAUUUGUAGUCAAUGAGAUUUUUAACUGAUCCUAGAACCAUUAUACAUAUUAAAAUACAAAACAAAUUUAGAAUAACACCACCCUGAACACAAAACUGUGAUGAAAUUCCUUUGCUUAUUAAUGUUUUGCACAUUUAAUUAAAGAGAACAUUUCAACAUUUAUCUUGCAUUGUCUGUAAGCUAUAUCUUGUACGGGGAGCGAGUCAGAUAGAUAAAGAGAGUUGGCUGUAUCAUAGUCAAAGUAACAUAUCUUUAAAUUUUUUCAUUGGGAGCUUGUACAAACAAUAUGAUACUAAUUAGCAGAAAAUGCAUAGUGAUGGAUCAGAUAAUUGGCUCUUUUUCUGAGAAAUUCCUAAAUAGCUGGUUUGAAAACUUGCUAGCUAACAUGGCUGCUGAUGUGACAAUAAAUUUAUUCUAAAGUUGUAUUUGUACUAUUGACUCCUGUCUCAUAACUGUCUGCAAACCAUGAAUGAAAUUAAAAAAAACAAGGUUUGCAUUCUCAGGUUUGGACCACGUGUCUGCUCAGAAGGUUGGCAUUGUGAAAGUGUCUUAUCUUUAGUCUACGGCUUUAAUUUGCGUCAAAGUGGAAUUACAUAGUCUGUAAGGAAAUCCACUAAUGAUUCUGGUGGAAUAACUUGUUAAAUUAUGGUGCGAUCAGACCCUUCAGCCAAAUCAAUUGAUUUCUUCCAGAGUUGGUCUCUACAGCUCUGAAUUUCCUCUUUGAUCAGUCUUUUCUUGCUGGUAGACAAACCAAAAAUAAUAACAUCAGAACAGGCCGACUUAAAUUGUCCAAGAUAGGGUGUUAAAGUUUCAUUAAUGACACUGAAACUGCUUUCAGGAAGGCUCUCUGUGCAUCAAGGGGAAUAACUGAAGUGGAGUGCUUUUGAUUUUAAACUUAAUUUGUAUUGAGAGGUGGUCGCUCUCUGUUGGCUGUGGAUUUGUUAGAACUAGUAGACAUUCAAGAAAUUUAGGUCCUGAAUCAGCCUCACACACACCAACACACACUUCAGCUGCCUUCGUAUCUCUGGGAUUUGUAGUCUUUUGGCGGUGAGCAGGGAAUCUUAUUCUGUAUUUGUUGCCUUGUUUUUGAGCAAUUUUAUGUGAAUGUUUCUGUAUUGUGUUCACGGCUAGAAUAAAAGGUUUGGUCUGAAUUUGAA
This is a messenger RNA of Acanthochromis polyacanthus (spiny chromis), 7987 nucleotides long. Its product is annotated as centromere protein F. Lineage: Eukaryota; Metazoa; Chordata; Actinopteri; Pomacentridae. Gene Ontology annotation, biological process: regulation of G2/M transition of mitotic cell cycle; mitotic cell cycle; metaphase chromosome alignment. The coding region runs from base 257 to 5233 and encodes 1658 amino acids. The record is from RefSeq and is a predicted model, not a curated record. Gene Ontology annotation, molecular function: dynein complex binding; microtubule binding. Gene Ontology annotation, cellular component: chromosome, centromeric region; nucleus; spindle pole. The transcript is spliced from 18 exons.